Bombyx mori (domestic silkworm) is the source of this 1187-nucleotide messenger RNA. Its product is annotated as cytochrome b5. The transcript has 2 exons. The record is from RefSeq and is a predicted model, not a curated record. NCBI's taxonomy places the organism in Eukaryota, Metazoa, Arthropoda, Insecta, Lepidoptera, Bombycidae. Bases 259 to 645 code for a protein of 128 amino acids. Gene Ontology annotation, molecular function: heme binding. Gene Ontology annotation, cellular component: membrane; intracellular membrane-bounded organelle.
ACCAUCGGGUGAGCCGUAUGCUCGUCUGCCUACAAAGGCAAUAAAAAAUAAAAAAUAUAUUUUUAAAUCAUAAAUUGACCGAAGUUACGAGCUCACGUCUGGUGCCUCUUACUGUACGAGUAUCAGCAGUAGGUAGCGGUGCGCAGGAGUCGGCUCCCUUGAACUUGUCGGCGCUCGGCGUGCGCGCUUCAAGGCGGCCAAGCCGUCAGUCGGGCCGAACAGUUACCGUCAGUUCGUCGCGUGCGUCGAGCGUGCAUCAUGUCGGUCCACAAGUACACAAGAGCCGAAGUCGCGGCUCGCGACAACAACAAGCAGAACCUUAUCAUCAUUGACAACGUGGUGUACGACGUCGCCGCUUUCCUAGAGGACCACCCGGGCGGCACCGAAGUCCUCGUCGACAACGCGGGCUCCGACGCCUCGGAGUGUUUCCACGAGGUCGGCCACAGUGAAAUCGCCAUUGAGUGGCGCAACACAUUCAAGGUUGGCGAAAUCGUAGACGAAGAGAAGUUAGAAGUGAAAUGUAAGCAGCCGAGCGCCGCGGAGAGCGCGGAGCCGCUGACGCUGGGCGGGCUGCUGGCGGUGUACGGGCCGCCGGUCGCCAUGGCUGUCCUCGCGUACCUGCUCUACACGUUCCUGUUCGGCUAGCUCGCCCAGUACAAUGCGCGCUGUUCGCUAAAACUACCUCCGGCCACCUUCAACACGCAUCCUCGUCGGAUAUAAGGAUGGACCUCACCUAGUCGGGCUUUAAAUGGGUUAUCAAGAAAAAGUGGUUGGGCUAUAGUGGUACAAUGUCUGAGUUGUGAUGUGCGGAAACCAUGCUUACUUGUUCAAAGUCCAGCCUUUGGAAUACACUAGGAUAAUAUUGUAGUUCGCAGGGUAACUUGAAUAAAUUCACCCAUCUUUAAAAUAACAAAUAUUUUAUUAAUUUUGAAUACUAAUUUUGAAAGUAAUCACUACAUAAUCGCGCAGACAACUUAGACUAAAUUCCGAGUUAAGUUAUAUUAGUUUAGUUAUGUAUAAUAUUAUGUACGAGUAUGUAAAUGUGACGUCACGAUCGGAACGUUAUUGGCGGUUAACUGUUUUUUAAUCAGCGCUGUCACAGACGCGCUGAAUGUGUUUUUAUUUAGGUUUUUGUUAUUUGGUUCUAGUAAUGAAUUGUGUUCGCUUAUUAAAUAUUUUCUAUUCAA